AUGUUGAUUAGCCAGCUGCUUUUGCCUGUCUACAUAUUUACCUUCAUGAUCGGGCUUCCUGCCAACAUUCUAGCGUUCUGCACCUUCUGCCGAAAGGUCCAUCGCAAACCCGCCCCUAUCGACAUCCUCCUCCUGAACCUCACAAUCUCCGACCUCAUCUUCCUCACCUUUUUGCCCUUCAAGAUGAAGGAGGCUGUUGAUGACAUGAUGUGGACGAUGGAAGUGUACCUGUGCCCCCUCACCAGCUUUAUGUUCUUCUCGACUAUUUACACCAGCACACUUUUCCUGACAGGAGUUAGCAUCGAACGCUACCUGGGCGUAGCUUUUCCAAUCCAGUACUCGGUUUACCGUCGGCCACGCUACGCCGUGAUCGCCAGCCUGUUCUUCUGGCUCGUUGGCUCUAUGAACCUUAGCAUCGUCUACAUCGUGCCGUCGUUGACUUCGAAGAACAGCACUGAGGGUCACAGUCCGAACUGGAGUAUGACGCAACCUACAGAACUCAGAUGCUACUACACCUUUACCCAGGAGCAACUCAAUAUUUUGCUACCAGUGCGCCUGGAGCUCUUCGUAGUGCUCUUCUGCGUACCUUUCCUUAUUUGCGGCUUCUGCUACAUCAAUUUCAUUCGCAUUCUCUCCCAGUUGCCUCACAUCAGUCGGCGCCGCAGGCUGAGGGCUAUCGGGCUGGCUCUCGGAACUCUAGUAGUGUUCGCUGUAUGUUUUGGACCCUAUAACGCCUCUCACGUCGUUGGGUUUGUCCGAGCAGAGAGCGAAGAAUGGCGAGACUUGGCUCUGAUCUUCAGUACUUUAAAUGCCUGCCUGGACCCCAUUAUCUUCUACUUCUCGUCUGCGGCAGUACGGAGCGCAAUCAGCGGCUUUGUGAAAGGAAUGAAGGAGAAAGGUCAUGUACUGAAAUGCAGCAGGGUUCAGUGUUGCCCCAUGCUGGUGUCUGAGAGUGAGAAAUAUACAGACAGACCUCUGCCUGAAAACCAGAGUCAUUCCUUAGGACAACUAGAAUUAGAAGUGGCUCUACAGAUAUGA
Clarias gariepinus (North African catfish) is the source of this 1038-nucleotide messenger RNA. RefSeq names its product free fatty acid receptor 2-like. Gene Ontology annotation, biological process: cellular response to fatty acid; G protein-coupled receptor signaling pathway. Gene Ontology annotation, molecular function: G protein-coupled receptor activity. The transcript has a single exon. Lineage: Eukaryota; Metazoa; Chordata; Actinopteri; Siluriformes; Clariidae. The record is from RefSeq and is a predicted model, not a curated record. Bases 1 to 1038 code for a protein of 345 amino acids. Gene Ontology annotation, cellular component: plasma membrane.